AUGGCGGCGGCGGCCAGUGUCUCCCGCUCUGCAUCAGGAGGUCGGUCCUUUGAGGAUUAUUCUAUCUACAGUACUCUGAGUGACGACGAGCUGCUGCAGCUCGCCAUCGAGCGCAGCCUGACCGACCUCAACGAUACCACCACAACCAACGAUGCCAUCGACGCCACCAAGACCGCCCCCGUCCUCGCCGCCAGUCCUCCUCACCCACCUGACACCGCAAACGCAAACGCAAACGCCAACAAUCUACACCAAUGCCCCCACAAUCCACCCCCAACUGUGACCCCGGUUCACUACAGCUCGCCAUACCCCCCGAGUGAAUUACCUCCUGAUCUGAAGACGUUCAAAGGGUCCGUCAGUCACUUCAUCACGGGUACAGGAAAGAGGAUGGUGGCGUAUCGCAGUCAUGAAGGCUCUCUGGUCCACGUCUGUCCAGAACCUGAUGAGGAGGAGGAGCCUCUGUUUGAAGCCAUUCGUGUUGGUGACGCAAAAAAAGUGAGAGAGUUGGCAACGCAAUCAGAAACAAACCUGAUGCUGCCGAGUAAACCUGGCUGGCUCGCCAUUCACCAGGCUGCCUGGUACGGCCAGGAGACCUGUCUGAAAGUGCUGCUGUCAGCUCAGCCUGGGAUGAUCAACAAGAGAACUGAGAGCGGGGAGACGGCGCUGCUGGUCGCCGUCAGCAAAGGUCGGCUGAACUGUGUUAACAUGCUGUUGGAAUACGGAGCAGAUGUUGACAUUGCUAACCACGAACCAGAGACCCCCCUCUACAAAGCUUGUGAGCGGAGCAGCGCUGCUAUAGUUGCAGCGUUGUUGAACUAUGGUGCAGCAGUAAACACUCGCUGUAUCCUGGGCUGGACGGCGCUGCAGGAGGCCGUGUGUCGGAACAACCUGGAGAUCUGUGACAUGUUAAUGAAGGCCGGCGCCAAACACAACGUGAAAAACACAUACGGCAUCUCACCGCUAUUCACCGCCGCUCAGAGCGGGCAGCUCGCCGCACUGCGCUUCCUCCUCAAACACGGUGCAGAUAUUAACAGUCAGGCUCCUGAUGGAGCCACUGCGCUGUAUGAAGCUGCUAAAAACGGACAUGAGAAAGUAGUGGAGCUCCUCGUUUCUCAGAAAGCUGACGCCAACAAACCUGGAAAGACAGGAUUAUUACCUAUACACAUAGCCGCCCAGAUAGGAAGUGUAAACAUUGUCCGCAUGUUGAUGGGGGCCACAAGUAAGGCAAGAGUCUGGCGGACUGGCAUCAGCCCGCUCCACCUCGCUGCUGAGCGAAACCGCGAUGACGUCCUGGAGGCUCUGAUCGAGGCGGGCUACGACGUAAAUGCGAUGCUGUCUGAAGAGCGGUCGAGGCUGUACGAGGACCGCCGCAGCACGGCGCUCUACUUCUCCGUCAUCAACAACAACGUCGAUGCCGUGCGCAUGCUGCUCGCGGCCGGUGAACCAAACCUGGACGUGUUCGGGACCCUGAUGGUGGCGGCGAGGAUGGGCUGUAUCGAAACCCUCACCCUGCUGGUGGAGCACGGCGCCGACAUCAACGCCUCCAUCCUGACGCACCCCACCACCUUCCCUGCCGUCUACAUGUUCUCUAUGAAGUACCUGAGCCUGUUCAAGUACCUGCUGGACAACGGAGGCCAUGCCCUCUCCUGCUUUGACUGUUUCUAUGGCAACAAACCUCAUCCACCAAUCAGAACCACCCGAUCACAGACCCAAGAGAUGAUCUACAGUGACAGAGGUCUGCCACAGCCACAGGGGACGAGAGGUGUUCAGUUUUGCGAGAUGAUCUCAGCCCCCAAUAUCUCCCGGUGGGCAGGGCCAAUCAUUGACGUCCUGUUGGACUACGUUGGUAAUGUGACUCUCUGCUCCAAACUGAUGGAACACCUGGACAGUUACCCUGACUGGAGUGGCAUCAAGGAAAAAGCAGCACCUCCGCGGCCAUUAAUCCAGAUUCGUCAGCUGGUCGGGCGUCGUGGGCUGAAGAGGUUGCCGUUGCCAGGAGGUCUGAUCCGCUUCCUGUCACACGACUAUGGAACUGUGGACGAGCCCUGAACAACAUGAGACUUUAAACCAGUUUGUUACGUCAACUCAAGAGAAAGAAGAAUUA
Labrus bergylta (ballan wrasse) is the source of this 2101-nucleotide messenger RNA. The record is from RefSeq and is a predicted model, not a curated record. Lineage: Eukaryota; Metazoa; Chordata; Actinopteri; Labriformes; Labridae.